This is a messenger RNA of Trichoplusia ni (cabbage looper), 1869 nucleotides long. Its product is annotated as cytochrome P450 6B5-like. Gene Ontology annotation, molecular function: monooxygenase activity; oxidoreductase activity, acting on paired donors, with incorporation or reduction of molecular oxygen; iron ion binding. The coding region runs from base 9 to 1562 and encodes 517 amino acids. Lineage: Eukaryota; Metazoa; Arthropoda; Insecta; Lepidoptera; Noctuidae. The record is from RefSeq and is a predicted model, not a curated record. The transcript is spliced from 2 exons.
CUGGCGACAUGAUAUACUUACUGCUACCGAUAGUUCUCCUGCUAUUGUACAAAUAUUUUACAAAAAAUCACGACUACUGGGAGAAGCGAAACGUGAAAUAUGAAAAGCCAAUCCCAAUUUUUGGAACCAAUUACGAGAAUGUGAUCGGAAAGAAGAGCAUCAUAGAAAAGGCUACAGAAGUAUACAACAAGUAUCCUACAGAGCCAGUGGUAGGGAUGUUUAGAGGAACUACUCCGGAACUGGUGGUGCGAGAUCCAGAAAUAGCCAGAAAGAUUCUCAAUGUGGACUUUGCUUAUUUUUACCGUCGAGGUCUGGGUAAAAAUCCAGAGAUCGACCCCGUUUACUAUAAUCUUUUUCAUGUUGAAGGCGAUUUAUGGAAAUUAUUACGGCAACGCCUAACUCCAACUUUCACAACUGCCAAACUGAAGAACAUGUUUCCACUUAUCGUAAACUGCGCGGAAAAGUUGCGCCAUGUCGGUGAAGAUAUCGUCAACCGAGGGGGCGAGUGUGACGUGCGCGACCUCAUGGCGCGCUUUACUGUUGAGUUUAUUGGUGUUUGUGCCUUCGGGAUAGAAAUGGAUACGAUCAAUAACGAACACUCUCUAUUUAAAAAGUUAGGCGUCCGCAUAUUUAAAACAGAUUUCAGAAAAUAUCUCGUAACUGCAUUGUAUGAUCUAUUCCCGGAUUUCAGAACAAUUAUCCAAAAAUUACUUAGUAAUUCAUCUAGCAUUACCGCAAUCACAGAGAUUUUUUAUAACAUACGCAAGCAAAGAAAUUACAAACCAAUUGGACGUAACGACUUUAUUGAUCUUCUUUUGGAACUCGAAGGCAAAGGAAAGAUCAUAGGAGACUCUAUUGAGAAAAAAAACGCGGAUGGGAAACCAGUACAAGUAGAAAUGGAGAUGAACAUCACGUAUAUGGCGGCACAAAUGUUUGUGUUUUUUGCUGCGGGCUUCGAGACCUCAUCAUCAGCAACCAGUUUUACGUUACAUCAACUCGCUUAUCAUCCAGAAGAACAACAGAAAAUACAGGAAGAGAUUGACAGGGUGUUGAGUAAAUACAAUAACAAAUUAUGCUAUGAUUCCAUAUCUGAAAUGACAGCUUUGAGUAAUGGAUUCAAAGAAGCCAUGAGGAUUUUUCCUUCCUUGGGGACACUUCACAGAGUGUGUGCUAGAAAGUACACCAUACCCGGUUUGAAUGUAACCCUUGAUCCUGGUGUGAAAAUCAUAAUUCCUACCCAAGGCAUACAAAACGAUGAGAAGUAUUUCGACAAUCCCUCACAGUUCAUUCCUGACAGGUUCAACGAUCCCAAUGUAUUAAGACACAAGUACGCGUAUUUGCCGUUUGGUGGGGGACCAAGAGCUUGUAUAGGUGGUCGUCUUGGUGAAAUGCAGUCUCUUGCGGGGCUCGCGGCUAUACUACACAAGUUCUCAGUGGAACCAGGUCCUAAGACUCAGCGCUACCCUCAAGUGAACCACGGAAGCAACUUGAUCCAGGGUGUUAAAGGAGGCAUUCCUCUUAAAUUGCGUCUUAGAAACAAAAGCAACAGCGUAGCGGCUUAGCUUUUACGUUCGAGGUCACAAAAUUGCCGCUAAGACUCGUAACUUUUGGUUUGACUAUCGAAUAUCGUAUAGCUACGCCUAGAUUAUGUUGAAGUGUAAUUUAAACCCGUGGAUUAUAAUUUGAGAAAACAAUUUGUCUAUAAAUCAAAGAUUUUAAUCGUCACAGGGCCAUUUCUACUGUUCUCUCUAUUCUAGUUUAUGUUUAAUAAAGAAUGAUGACUAAUGAUGACAUUGUUUCAUUUAUAAUAAUAUUUAAAAUUGAAGUCACGCUCAGUGUGAAUGCUGUAAGCAGGAGACUUUGGCUUAU